Molecule: messenger RNA, 2089 nt
Organism: Thamnophis sirtalis
Lineage: Eukaryota; Metazoa; Chordata; Lepidosauria; Squamata; Natricidae
Source: RefSeq, a predicted model, not a curated record
GGGGCUCCUGUCGGUGGACACAUCCUGAGCUACCUGAUUGAGAAAUCCCGUGUGGUGCACCAGAACCCCGGGGAGCGCAACUUCCACGUCUUCUACCAGCUGCUGGAGGGGGGCGAGGAGGAGCUGCUGGAGGGCCUGGGCCUGGGACGCAGCCCUCAGAAGUACUCGUACCUGGUGCAGGGAGGCUGUGCCAAAGUGUCUUCCGUUAACGACGGCAGCGAUUGGAGAACAGUCCAGAAAGCCUUCGUGGUCAUCGACUUUGCCCCGAGAGAUAUCGAGAAUCUCCUGGGCAUCAUUGCCAGUGUCCUGCACCUGGGCAACAUCCAGUUUGAAGAAGACAGCAACGGCCACGCCAUCAUCACCAACGGCACUCAACUCCACUGGAUCUCCAAGCUUUUGGGCGUCCCCCUGUCCAUCCUUCAAGAAUCUCUGACCCACAGGAAGAUCGAGGCGCGGUUUGAAGAGGUUUUAAGCCCGCUGGAUGUGGACCUGGCAUUCUACGCCCGUGACGCCGUGGCGAAAGCCAUCUACGGACGGACCUUUGCUUGGCUGGUCAGCAAAAUCAACGGCUCUUUAGCAAACAGGGACUUCAGCAGGAAAACCGUGAUUGGGCUGCUGGAUAUUUAUGGCUUCGAAGUCUUUGAGACCAACAGUUUUGAACAGUUUUGUAUCAACUAUUGCAACGAGAAACUCCACCAGCUGUUGAUCGAGAUGACUUUGAAGGCAGAACAGGAGGAAUAUGAGCUGGAAGGCAUUGAGUGGGAACCGGUUCCAUAUUUUAAUAACAAGAUCAUAUGUGACCUCGUGGAGGAAAAGCACAAAGGCAUCAUUUCCAUACUGGAUGAAGAAUGCUUGCGGCCCGGUGAAGCCACUGACCUGAGUUUCUUGGAAAAACUGGAGGAGAAAGUAGGAGACCAUGCCCAUUUUGUGACUCGAAAGCUUGCAGACCUGAAAACCCGGAAGUCCAUCGACUGGGUGGACUUCCGCUUGCUUCACUAUGCGGGAGAAGUGACCUACUGCACAGUGGGAUUUUUGGAGAAAAAUAAUGAUCUGCUUUACCGGAACCUCAAAGAGGUGCUGUGCAAUUCCAAAAACGGCAUCUUGAAAGAAUGCUUCCGCUCAUCGGAGUUGCACAACCGGAGGAGGCCAGAGACGGUUGCAGCGCAGUUCAAAGCCAGCCUGUCCAGUUUGAUAGACAUCCUGAUGUCCAAGGAACCCUCCUACAUCCGGUGCAUUAAACCCAACGGGGACAAAGAACCUGACAAAUUCGACGACUCCUUGAUAAGACACCAGGUGAAAUACCUGGGUUUAAUGGAGCACCUUCGGGUGAGGAGAGCCGGCUUCGCUUACCGUCGGAAGUACGAGCACUUCCUGCAAAGGUACAAGUCUCUCUGCCCGGAUACCUGGCCCCAGUGGAGAGGCCCUGCCGCCAAGGGAGUGGAGAAGCUCAUCCAUCACAUCGGCUACAAGCCCGAAGAGUACAAGAUGGGAAGGACCAAACUCUUCAUUCGUUUCCCGAGGACGCUGUUUGCCACCGAAGAUGCCUUUGAACAUCGGAAGCACCUCCUGAGCUUCGUUCACCGGAGGGAGCCCCUGAACGCCCACAACGUGGACUUUGUGAGGUUUGUGCAGUACACCUACCUCAUGAAACUCAGGGAUCACAUUCCAAAGACCGUCUUGGACAAAAGCUGGCUUAAGCCUCCAGAGAUCAUGCAACAAACCUCUGCUCUUCUGAAGACCAUCUGCAAAAGGAACCUUGUCCGGAGAUAUUGUUGUGGAAUGAGCGCAGAGAAGAAGGCCCAGAUGGAGCAGAAAGCUGUUGCCAGUGCAAUCUUCUCCGGGAAGAAGGUCGGCUACGUGGAAAGUCUGAACCAGCCCUUCCUCCACAGCCGACUGGGGGAGAGCGACCUCUGCCCCAAAGUCCUGCAGAUGAUCCGCCACGAGAAGGUCCAGUAUGUCACCCCAGUGGUCAAAUACGACCGGAACGGCUUCAAACCCCGAGAGCGACUGCUUGUCCUGACCCGCGUGGCAGCUUACGUGGUGGAGACGGCCAAGAUCAAGCAAAAGAUCGAGUACGCCACCCUCAAAG